AUGUCCGACUUCACAGUCUUCCAAAUCGAGAUUACGAAAGGCUACGACAUGAAUGCCUUCCGUGAAGAUAUGAAGAAGAUGCUGACCAAAGCUGGGGGUAGCGAAGAGCACACGGUUUUCCUCUUCAGCGACACACAGAUCAAGGACGAAGGCUUCGUUGAGGACGUAAACAACCUGCUCAACACCGGGGAGAUUCCGAAUCUUUUCCCUGCGGAGGACCUGAGUCAGCCAGACCUCCGGUAG
This is a messenger RNA of Symbiodinium sp. CCMP2456, 243 nucleotides long. Lineage: Eukaryota; Dinophyceae; Suessiales; Symbiodiniaceae. The record is from the annotation of a GenBank genome assembly.